Messenger RNA from Postia placenta MAD-698-R-SB12, 744 nucleotides. RefSeq lists its product as hypothetical. The record is from RefSeq and is a predicted model, not a curated record. The transcript has a single exon. NCBI's taxonomy places the organism in Eukaryota, Fungi, Basidiomycota, Agaricomycetes, Polyporales, Adustoporiaceae. The annotation marks the transcript as partial.
GACAUUUAUUCCUAUCUCUUCUAUCUUGCUGCAAUUACAAGUUGUCUCAAUUCCAAUGUCUAUCCAUCCUCUCACUACAAUGCCACUGCUUCUCGUCUCCCCUUUCUUCACCACAGGGUCUCCGACACCACUCCGGGACGCGCGUUGUACUAUUGGCACAGAAGGUGCAGGAAGGCGGGUCCUCUUCCGUAAUGAGGCCCGAGUCCACUGGCCGAGCUCGAGGCGCUGGCAAUCGCGUAGAGCGCCUGGUGCGCUCACCGUCACACGCGCUCACCCACCCACACGCCACCUUCGACUCGCGCCCUGGCCUCGGCAAGAUCCUGCAGCUGGACGCUGCAGGCUGGAGCAUUACAAGGAGCCCGUUGCUGGACACCUUCGCGGCUUCGAUCCGAGGCAGUCGGUCUCAGACCCACUGACGCUCGUUGAUUGACGACCUCAAAGGACGUCGAGCUCCUGCGUAUACUCUUGCCACGGCCCGAGCGACUUGAGGGAGGUAAAAGGGUUCCGCGAACCUCGCUGCUGCUGUGCGUCCGUCAGACCCUUGUUUUCCGCUGCGUCACCCUUUCCACCACGCUUGAUCUCUUGUUACCCGUAACGAACAUUUUUGUAGAACACGAAAGAAACCGUCUACGUUAUCUUGGUUUCGCUCACACCAUGUCCUGCCUGCGCAUUCACGUUCUCACUUUCUGUCAUCUUUUUUCUCCCACAACAACACAUUUGUAACAGCACUGAGUAAUGGAUCGC